Molecule: messenger RNA, 1560 nt
Organism: Triticum aestivum (bread wheat)
Lineage: Eukaryota; Viridiplantae; Streptophyta; Magnoliopsida; Poales; Poaceae
Product: protein argonaute 3-like
Exons: 2
Coding region: 1-417 (138 amino acids)
Source: RefSeq, a predicted model, not a curated record
AUGGCGAACGAUGAGGGGCGCGGCCACCGCGGGGAGCGACGCGGUGGAGGCGGGGCCGGACGCAUGGACCGCGGAGGGGGGCGCCAGGCCGGCCGCGGCAACGGCCGUGGAGGUGACCGGAGCAAGUUCUCCUGGAGGCGAGAAGAAGGCGACAGCCACGGCAUAUCGACCUCGUCCAACGUCGCGUCGGCGGAGGAUACUGCGCGUUGGGACGAGGCGGCGGCGUCCAACCGCCAGGAGAUCCAGAGCGGUGGGGUGUGGGUGCAGAAGGCCCAGACACCGGCGGGCGCGGGCGGCACCGCCACGGGGAAGCAGCCUGCGCCGCCGCCAGAUCGUCCUCAGGGGAAACAGAUCCCUGCUCAGGUUUAUUGUCUAUUGAAGACCGGGAGGCUAUGGAGCGAGGGGCAAAGAUGCUAAGGAUGAAUGCUUCGAACAUGAUGAGAAUCUAUGCUGCGCCUGGAGAUGCGACGCGUAGCGGUCGUUGAAGCUGGGGCAGAUCUCAGUGGCCUCUCUUUGGAUGCGUGGAGGAUUGGAUGUGUGAUGAACUGGUUGGUUGUUGGUUAGUUUUAUGCUCCUGCGCGAGCUUUUGGAUGUGGCCUAUCUGAUCAGGCUUGUAUCGAGGGCCGAACCUUCUUAGAGUCUUUCUGAAGUCGUUUCGGGUGUCACUGGGUUUUCGCACCAUAGUGAGCUGCUCGAUGACGGGUGCUCACCGUGGGUUUCCCAGUGAUGCUUUGAACCCGCUUCCCCUUUCUGUGUUUCCUGUUGGGCUUGUUGAACUGUUGUUAUUUCCGUUAUGAUGAGUAAUGGAAAGGGGUAAUGCCCGGUUCAAAAAAAAGGGAAGUGAAGUACUGUAACCACAUUCUUGAAGCUAGUGUCUGAACCCUAAACAUGUUAAUCCAUCCCCGAAUGACCCAAAAUCUCAGAUUUUUCUCUACAAAGUAGCGCAAGAACCUGUAAAAAUAGACAUACAGGCAGUAGUAAGUAACAACAUGGACACAUAGGAGCGCAUCCGCCUGAGAAAAUUGGUAAACAGGACUGUGGAUAAAGAGAGAGGAGUUUACGCUGCCACGCCACAGUAAGAGUAGCUGGGCGCAAUGUUUGUCUGUUUCAAGAAACACAUGCAAAAUUCAGAUAUAUCAUGCUAUGGUCCAUGUGGAUGACAAACAUUGGGUGCCAUUAGGCACUCAACAACCAGUGGAGGGAUGACUCUGAUUCCUGAACUGAAUAUGAACGAACAAUAAGUUGAAGAGCAAAUCUUACCCGGGUUACCUUGCUGCCAUAUUCCAUAGUCAAAAGCAUAGGAAAUUGCUAAUUGAAAUCACACCAAUUAGACAACAACCUGAAGGAACAAUAAGUGCCUUAUAAAAGUAAAUCUGUAGAGAGCUCCACUUGCGACGAAACCAGUGGGUCUUUACACAUUUUAUAAUUUAUUAUCAUUGCAAUUUAGCAACUGGGCCUCAUAAAAACAGUUGCAAAAAGGAGCGGCUGGCCUUUCAUCAAACAUCUUAUGUAGUCUUUGCCAUGGCCGCCUACACCUCGAGGUCGGCAGAUCCCCUUUGA